GCCAGACACUAAGUUUUACUACCCCGCAAAAAGAAAAAGAAAUAAAUUGGUUUCUUACAAAAAUGACAACAGAUCUUUCAAAAUACCGAAAGUUUAUUCAAAAUUUUACAGGUUACUAUACUUGAGUAAGCUCGUAGCGGUCAUAGUGUGAAAAACUGAACGGCCACAAUGAAAAACUGAACGGCCAAAAUGGGAUCGGCCGGGAGUAAUAAGGGUUCAAGAUAAUGACAUUAUAAUGGCUCAGAGGAAGAGGUUGCCCACUCUUGGCGAGUUUCAAAGAUAUAACUUUUACUGUUAAAGAAGCUAUGAUGAUGGUACAAAAUAUUGUUCAAAGUCCAGAUCGAGAGGGCCAGGAGAUCGAUCGAGAGGCAAUAAGGAACGUCUCGCAAAGGAUUCUGGGUGUAUUCGUCAGAACAUGGCGUCUUCAAGCAACCAAGAAGAAGCAGCUAGAGAGGUGUCAACAGACGAAACAGCAUUGGAAUCCAGUGCAGAGACAGAAGGAACAUCAGAUCUGUCAUCUGUUAAAACUGCGUCAAACACAGGACAACAGCAAGUAUUACAGCAAGGACCACAAGCACAGCAGGGUUCUGAUGCAGAUGGCUCAGCUGUCACAGCAGAUCAGCAGGAUAAUAACCAAGUUGUUUCAGCAACAGAGGUGGAGCCUCAAGAAGUUGCAACAUCAGGGAAUGACACUGAUGCACAGCAGCCUCAAACCUUGUAUGUUGCAAUUCAGCCAGGUGCCAACAUGGAGUCUGGGCAGGGAGACCAACCAGCAGUGUACCUGGAGGUAGUGGAGGCAGGGAGUGGUACUGAGGUGACUUCCAGUGAUGGGCAGGUUAGCCUGGUUCAGGAGGAGAUGGUUAUCGAUAAUGCAUCUUCCACUGAGGUUACGACAAUACCUACAUCAGUUCUGUCUCAAGUUAUGGACCAGGCCACACUCUCCACCAUGCAGGCUGAAAUGAUAGCAGUUCAAGUUCUUUCCCAGUCUGCCACAGGUGACAUACAGUACCUUCAGCACCAGUCUCCUGCUCGGUUCAUUCCGAUUGUCACAUCAGCAGAUCCCAGCACUCUUAACUCACUUCAGGCUACUCUUAGUCAAAUGCCACUUGCUACCUUACAGAUAAGUCCCUCACAACCAGGAGCAACAAGCCAAACAAUCCAGCUUCCUGGUGGCCAAACCAUUCAAGUGCCAUUAAGUGUCACUCAGAUGUCAGCUUUGGCAACAUCACAAACAGACACAGGGGUAUCGACUGGUUCCACUACCUUAACAACCAACACAGAGGCUAUUAUUGCUGCUGCCACCAGUGCAGAGGCAGCUGCUGCUGUAGCUCAAGAGCAGGGAGCCACUCUUGUCACUGUUCAUCCUGCUGUGAUAGAGACGCCAGUGGAUGGGGCAGAAGGUGGAAAUGAAGGAGACGAGAACGAGGGUGAUGAGGAUGGCAAACCCAAAUACACCUGUGAAAUAUGUGGGAAAUCUUACAUUCGCUCAUGGUCAUAUUACGGACAUAUGAGAGAACAUGCCUCUGGUGAGAAGCAGCACAAAUGUGAUGUGUGCGGCAAGAUCUUCAACUAUGCCAGCAACCUGCGUCAGCACAUGCUCAUUCAUACAGGUGAGAAGCCAUAUGAGUGUGAGUACUGUGACAAAGCAUUUAACAACCCCAGUUCUCUGCGAUCCCAUGUUCUGUCACAUUCAGAGGACAGACCUUACAUCUGUGAUCACGAAGCUUGUGGCAAGGCAUUUAACAACCCGGGAUCACUACGGGUUCAUCGCCGAGUUCAUCAGGAAGAGAAGCCCCACAAGUGUGAGGUGGAAGGCUGUGACAAGGCUUUCAAGACACCUGCAGAGCUGUCACGUCAUGCGUUCAGGCACACUGGGGAAAAGCCUCACAAAUGCGAUCAAUGUGAGAAAGCCUUUAUCCGCUAUGACGAUCUCAAACGACAUUACCGUAUUCACACAGGGGAGAAACCUUUCAAAUGUGAUCAAUGUGACUUUGCCUGCAUCCAGUCGUUUGACCUCGUGAAGCACAAGUUCACCCACAGCGGUGACAAGCCUUACAAGUGCGAUAUGUGUCCAAAGCAGUUCACUCGACCAGCUCGACUGAGGGAUCAUAUAAGGACCCACACUGGAGAAAAGCCCUACGUCUGUGAUGUGUGUGGUAAAGGCUUUGCUAUUCAGACUGGGCUCAAGUCUCAUCAGGCAGUGCAUACUGGAGACAAACCCUUCAAAUGUGAUGAGUGCGACAAGACAUUCCGUACCCAGCUCGAGCUACAGUCUCACAUGGGACGACACACUGGAGUGAAGCCGUUCAAAUGUGACCUCUGUGAUAAGGAGUUCAUAUCCACUAUCACAUUCAAGCGUCAUGCCAUUGUGCAUUCUGGGGAGAAGCCGUUUGAGUGUAAUGAGUGUGGAAGGCGCUUUGCUCGGUCUACCGAUCUCAAAGUUCACUUGCCAGUGCACAGCGAGGACAAGCCGUACAAGUGUGGCGAGUGUGAGAAGAUGUUCACUCGCUUUAGCACACUGAAGGAACACAUCCGAACCCACACAGGUGAGCGGCCUUUUAAAUGCGAGCAGUGUGGCCGCGAGUUCAACCACAGGAGCCAUUUUAACAACCAUCUCAGGAUCCACACUGGCGAGAAGCCCUUCAAGUGCGAGAUCUGCGAGAAGGACUUUUCUCGCAAGGCCUCUCUCCGCUAUCACAUGAAGGUACAUAACAAGGGUGACGGACAGGUCAGGAUCCGCACCAAAAAGGACGAGCAGUCUGACACUGAAAUCUUGGAUGAACGAUCACAUGGGGCUACAUGUACGUCUGUAGUGCAGACUUUGUCGGAGCAGACCAUGUCCACAGUGAACAUCAGUCACCUGGGGACUGAGGCUGAGGUACAGUUAGCCGAGGCUUUAGUAGCUGUCAGUGAAGCGGUGGUAGCAGCUGCCGCCGAGGGAGAUGACACCCCACGUGUUGUGGCUGUGGAAGAAACUACUCACAGUGAAGAUGACGCUGUUAUGCAGCAGCACUUGCAAGACAGCCAUACGGUUCGAGCCUCCAUGUUGGUGGACCCUGUCACCCAAGCUGCAGUCAGUGCCGGUAUCUCUGCCAGCGACGUGGCCCAGUCGGUGGUGGAGACGGUGGUGAGCACCACCAUGCCACAAGUAGUGGACAUACCCACCUCGGGUGCUGAGGUGCCCGUCGGAGAGGCUGUAGGCAUCCAACCGGGGCAUGUGCACAUCAUGGAGGUGACCGAUGGCACGACUGUUACCAGCGCUGAUGUACAGGCCGCGAUCGGCGAAGCCAUGCAGACUGGCCACGUGACGGUGGAGGCUUCUGACACCCUGGGCAUUACCGUACCAGCCGAAAUCCUGGCCGCCAUGGCUGCCGCGCAGUCACACCCUCACCUGUUGAUAGCUACCGCUGAUCAGCAGCUCAUACAGACUCAAAUGGCUGCUGCCGCUGUCACCGCUGGCGAACAGCAAGUACUGGAGGCUCAAACUGCACUCCACGCUACAAACAGUAUUACCCAGGCCUCGGCGGACCCUUCCCACUUGGGAAGUGAAGUAGAGACGAGUGCUCCUGGUGAACAGCAGCUGGAACAACCUAUGGAAACGGAUUAGUUUAUCUCUAGAUAUUAGAAAGUUUUAGAGUGUUUUCUUAACCAGAGUGUGCAGAUUGCGUGCAAACUGUACAAUAUGCUUGUACAGAAUGCGAUUGAAACGCAGAAUGUCAUGCUCGGUGCUCACUCGGCCGUCGUGGCACCCUCUCAGCACCUUACUUUGUUAGCUGAGAAGUUCCCGAUGCAAAGCUUCAAUUUGAAAAACAGAACAUCUUGAAUUAGUAUUAGUGUGUUUAGUCUCUGAUUUGUAUACUUACUGCUUUACGCUUCUAAUUUACGUUGUUUGAUUUUUGCAAUCAUUUACUUUAAAUUAGUUAUUGUGUACUUAAGUAAUUAGUUUGUGACAUUAUACUGCGUACCCCAUAAGCAUUAAUAUUAAAUUAGCAUCAAGGCCAGCUUGUGUGUAAGGUUGAAGGAUGUUAACAUGCUUUGAUAAGCAGGUGCAGUGUCAUACAGUGCGUCUUAGUAAUUCCACCAACGCCAUCCAAUAAAAUUCUGGGUUUAAAAAUUGAACAACAGUGUUUGAGCGUGUGAAAACUAUAAAAAUGAUCGCAAAUUUUUCGAAUCUGUAGUUUUGAGGUUUUUCAUAAGAAUCAUCGCCCAAGAUUUUGCUCAUUUUGCUCGCGUGGCGCAUGUAUAGUACCUUUACAUUUAAAAAUUGGAGAAUUUUGCUUAACUGAUGUAUCUCUCGCUUACAAUACAUUUUAAGAAGCUGCAGUCCAUGUAAGGAAUUAGUAUAACAUAGCGAUGACUUUUUAGCUUUUGUGUAGUUUUGGGAAGGAAAUUAUUUGUGUGAACAUUACAUUACAAACUUUUUGCCAGUCGUCAUGUAAAAUCUAACUUCGUUUAAGGAAAACGUUUUAAGGAGUCUCCCCUUACAGUUGAAGGAAAACUUUCUAUUGUGUUAUCAGCUACCGGUUUAGACUUUGUGUCUGGGCGAAGUCAUAAUUGUGUGAAUGAAAUCCUUAAUCAAGUCAAAAUACUUUGUAACUGAAAUGGUGCUUUUGCAAAGCCAAUUUCAUUUUUGCGCGAAUGUAUGAAAUAAACAUCCUAUUUGACGACA
Orbicella faveolata is the source of this 4669-nucleotide messenger RNA. RefSeq lists its product as uncharacterized. Gene Ontology annotation, biological process: regulation of gene expression. NCBI's taxonomy places the organism in Eukaryota, Metazoa, Cnidaria, Anthozoa, Scleractinia, Merulinidae. Gene Ontology annotation, cellular component: nucleus. The record is from RefSeq and is a predicted model, not a curated record.